GAGUUGGUAACCGGAACCAGGAGCGUGGAAGACCAAUGCCAUGCAUCAUCAGUGGCCAGCUCAUGCAUACGCUUAUCCUCCAUGGAUAAUGCUGAACCAUGUCCUCUGCAAAUGCCGAACAGAACAACCACAAGAUCUCGUUCUAGUGACACCGCAUUGGAGCACCCAGUCGUGGUGGCCUCUGCUACAAGAACUGAAGACGAGCUCUCCGCUCUACCUGCUGGAAGGGACAGUAGCUUGGCGCUUAAACGGCGCCGCGAACAAAAUAAAGGACUCGAAGACGCAGUAAUCAAUAUUAUGGGUCAAGUGAAAAAAACCUCACACGAUCAGAC
Zychaea mexicana is the source of this 332-nucleotide messenger RNA. RefSeq lists its product as uncharacterized. The transcript has a single exon. The record is from RefSeq and is a predicted model, not a curated record. Bases 41 to 289 code for a protein of 82 amino acids. NCBI's taxonomy places the organism in Eukaryota, Fungi, Mucoromycota, Mucoromycetes, Mucorales, Lichtheimiaceae.